Oryctolagus cuniculus (rabbit) is the source of this 4807-nucleotide messenger RNA. NCBI's taxonomy places the organism in Eukaryota, Metazoa, Chordata, Mammalia, Lagomorpha, Leporidae. The record is from RefSeq and is a predicted model, not a curated record.
AAUUUAUAUUUACUAAAUAAAAAAUAAAUACAAAAUGUGAGCAUGUAUCAAAUAUUACAUUUCACCCCAUAAAUAUGUACUAUUGAGUGUCAAUAAAAACAAAUAAUCUCAUAAAAUAGGAAAUUCUGCAUGUUGUCAAAACAUGGAUCCACAAACAUGAAUGUGGACAUGAGGCUAUUUGAAACAAGGCACAGAAAGAUAAAUGCCCCACAAUCUCACUCAUGUGGAAUUUAAGAAAAUCACACUUAAUCACUAGAACAGGGUGGUGGCUGUCAGGGCUGAGAGUGAAGGAAAUGGGAAAAUGUUAGCUGAGCACACAUUUGCAGUUAGGAGAUAAAUUAACCACUCCAGAUCUUAAUACUCAACACCGUUACUAUAUGAAUAUGCUAUUACAUACUCACAACUUGGUAAUAUCUUAUGUAUUCUCUUAAAAACAUAGCAAUGAAAGGAGAUGCAUAUGUUAGAUUAUCCUAAUCACUUCAUAAUGUACAUGUAAAAGAGGACUCCAAAAAGGUUAUGAAAAAAAGGCUGGGUUUAUUCCAGUACAAAAAGGGAUUAAAAGAUAAUGUGAAUUCUCCAUAACUUUUCAAAAGGCCCCCACAUAUCAGAAUAUCAGGUUGCAUACCUUGAAUAUGCACAAAUUUUGUCAACCAUACUCCAACAAUAUUUGAAAAUUUUAAAACAAGCGAAAGUAAACAAGCUCCUAUAUUAAAAUAUAAUCUCCAAAUAACUUAGUAAACUAGAUAUAUCUUUAGGAUUGAGAAGGCUUUCAUGGAACAGAAAUAAUUUUUAAAACACUCAUAAAUUUGCAUAGCCAAGCUUUCUAUUUUGAAAGUUCAAAGACAGAUGGCAGCUGGUUGAGGGAACAGUAAGGGUUAAGGUGAUACCCAUGUGCCAAAGUACAGGGUCCUCCUGCCCGUCGAAACCCUGGACAAAAACCCCAAGUCAGAUAACAGUUUUGCCUUUAUCUCACCCAAUCCAUGUUACUGUGUUACUGGAAACAGAAAACAGAGCAAGACCUUCCAGAAACAUCUGUGCUGAGAGGUCAGCGUCCUGGCGGAGACCCUGCUGCCCACAUAUUUAGAACCUCGGGGGAAUCAGGUCCCAGUGUAGAAGGAAGGAGGAACUGAGGAAGGAGGACACGGGGCUGCCUCCACACAGCUGCCCAGGGAUGGCUCCAGGGCCAAGAAGUCGCUACAAGCAGCUUCUAGGUACCUGGCGACUCCCAGCUUGUGAAGGUGGAGAGCGCAGACCCCGGCUCGGCUCUUUAGCUUCGCAGCAGCGCGGCCAUCUCCUAGGACCUCGCUCUGCCUAGGAACUCUAAGACCACUGUGACGUCAAGAUCCCGCGUGAUGACAUCACCGAGCCUGAUUGGACAGGGGCGCACACAGCGUCACAAAAGACUCAGCCAAUCAGCAUCCUCCAAUGGCGUGGCUCCCUAACUGGUCUGUGCUUGGUGUGAAUCAGGAGAGGUGGGAAGCGGCCCCCUGCCCUGCUCCUGGGCUCCUCUCCCCGCGGUGCACCUGCCACCCGCUGGGGUCGCCCCCGGGGUCGCCCCAUGCUUCUCGCAGGCGGAUCCUGGCUGCAGUUGGCGGUCACCUGCUUCAGGCAUGGGCUCCAAGGCCAAGAAGUGCGUGGUGCUGCCCACAGUGGAGCAGAUCCUGGAGCACGUGCGCAGGGCACCAGCCCAAGACCCUGUCUUCACCGCGCUGGCCCUGGAAGGUAGGGGGCUCGGGCCAGGGCAGGGCAGGGGUUGGACCCGAGGCCUCAGGAGCGGGAGCUGGGCAGGACCUUGGGUCCCGUGCGUGGCCCUGGGGCCGAGGAAGGCGUUGGUGCCAUUAAUGGAGGGGGAGAGCGCCGUGGGACAGGGGCCGUGGUGGGGGUCGCAGGGGUUUCCGACCCAGCCUGGGGUGGAGCUGAGAAGUGGGGUUGCGAGGACAGGGUUCCGCAUGCAGGAUCGGGGUGGACUCUGUGAUCUCCGCAAGGUGCUCAGCUGUACUGAGCCCUGGGCCCAGACGGACCCAGAGUGCCACCCCCGCCCUCCCCAGACACGCCUGGUGGACUGAAGCCUGAGGAUUCUAUGGGAACCUAUUGUUUUUUCUCUUUCUUUCUUUUUUGAGAAAGACAUUAGAGACAGAGGGAGAUCCAUCCACUGGUUCACUCCCCAAAUGGCUGCAGCGGCUGGAGCUGGGCUGACCUGGAGUCAGGAGCUCCAGCUCCAUCCAGGUCUCCCACGUGGGUGCAGGGGCCCAAGCACUUGGGGCAUCCUCCACUACUCUCCCAGCGCACAGCAAAGAGCUGGAUCAGAAGUGGAGCAGCUGGGACUUGAACUGGUGCCCCUAUGGGAUGCCAGAGUCCCAGGCAGCAGCUUUACUGCUACACCACAGCGCUGGCCCCGGGAGCCUACUUUUUAGAAUUAAGUUAUACUGGGGCCCUGUGCCCAUGUGGGACCUGGAGGGAGCACCUGGCUCUGGCCUGGCCCAGCCCCGGCUGUUAUGGCCAUUUGGGGAGUUAACCACAGAUAGAGGAUCUCUCUCUCCCUCUCUCCCUCCCCCCCCUUCCUUGUUCCCUCCAUCUCUCUCUCUCUCUCCCCUCCCGUCAGAUGAAUUAAACAACCCCAGCUGUACUACCACAUUCUGUGCUGUGCUGUGUGUGACCCGGGGUUGCUCGGCAUCGCCAUGGGCUGCUGCCAUCUGCCGGAGGUUCUGUGGGACAGGGCACCUGGCGGAACCCGGGCUGAGCUGUGUUUCAGUCACCGGCUGCCUUUUGUCUGUCGUGAGUCUCCUGUAGUGAGCAGGUGUCUGGCCGAGGUUCGAGGCCAGGUUCCUGGCCAUGGCCAGGGAGGAGCUGGUGGCUGUAGUGCCACAGGAGUGGACCCACUCCCUCCUUUCAGCAAAACGUGUUUGCUGACCAGGUGGGGCCAGGCUGCCUGUCUUCCUGCUGCUGCUCCAGCCCUGGACCACAUGGGAGGUCAUGGACCAUAUGUGUGUGGGGGGUUCGUGGACCAUGUGUGUGUUUGUAUGGGGUUGUGGGCCAUGUGUGUGUGUGGAUCAUGGACCACGUGUGUGGGGUCGUGGACCACAUGUGUGGGGUCCUGGACCAGGUGUGUGGGGGGGUCGUGGACCGCAUGGGGGUAUUGUGGACCAUGUGUGUGUUGGGGGGUCAUGGACCACGUGUGUCGGCACACUGCUGUCCCAUUGCUGCCUCUGAGGGUCACGGCCAGGCUCCCCCACAACCCCCCAUGCAGUCUCGCUUCGCUUGGGGUGCAUCUUCCUAGGAAUUGCCACAGCCCAUUUGGCAAAAAACCAAAUUGCAUUCUGCCUUGGGCUGACCUGGGCCCUUCUUCCCUGGCCAGGGCGCCAGCUGGGCUGUGUGGGUGCCCAGGACCGGCUCCCCCCACAAUGGGCCCUGUCCAUCUCUUGGGGCCACCCUUAGCCCUGGCCCUCCUCAGGGACAGGGCCCUGAGAGGGGCCGGGUCUGUGGCAUGGAGGGCGAAGCCGCCGCCUGUGAUCUGGGCUGCUCGGCAUCUGAUCCGGUUCCCUGCUGGCGGCAGCCGGCAGCCCUGGUGUGGGCCCUGCUGUUUCCAUCAUUGCUGAGGAGAGCAUUUCUAGAACAAUGUGAGAGAAGGGUGCAGCAGGUACGUGGGAACCCAGAGCUCCGUGUGGGUGGCAGGGACCCCGCUAUUGAGAUUGGUGUGCUUCGGCUGGCAUGUGAGGUGCCAGGUCAUGUAUGGGCCCCCAAGAGUGACUGUGGGGUGCCCAGGCCGCCAGGGUGGGCUUGUGCUGUGCAGGGGUCUACAGGCACCCGCGUCCCUAGGCUGGGCUCACUCCUGCUGGGUGGCUCUGGUCUCGGGGGUUCCCUCGCGACUGACACUUCCUCAUGCUGUCCCAGACCUCCCAGGAGACCCCAGGAAGAGUGAGGACCCUGAGGCUCAGCAGGAGCGGCUGUACCAGCAGUGCUGGGCCUAGAUGGCCACCAAAGCACAGCUGCAGCGGGCAGGCGAGGGGCUGAGGCAGCAGUGCCAGGGCCUGCGGUGAGCUGGUGCUGAGCUGGAGCUGGACAUUUGCCACAUGACGUGCACAGUGCUGCCUGGCACCUCCUCCAGCUGACCUGGGCCCUUCCCCACGCUGGGCUCAGGCUGGACCCUGUAUGGGUGCCUGAGACCACCUCCCCCCAGCGGACCCUGUGUGGGUGCCCGGGACCACCUCCCCUCAGUGGACCUGUGUGGGCGCCUGAGACCACCUCCCCUCAGUGGACCCUGUAUGGGUGCCUGAGAGCACCUCCCCUCAGUGGACCCUGUGUGGGCACCCGGGACCACCUCCCCCCAGCAGACCCUGUGUGGGCGCCCAGGACCACCUUCCCCCAGCGGACUCUGCCCAUCUCAUGGGGCCACUCUGUGCUCCCUUGCCUGGCGCUGGCCUGGCGCACCACUCCCUGGCCGAGAGGGGGAGCCGGUUUUCCGGCGGGGCCCUGCGGGCUUCAUGCUGCCACUCCUGGGCAGGAGCUGCCCCUUCGUCGCCGCAGGAGAGGCUGAUGCAGUGUACAGCAGAGCGGCCACGGGCCAGGCCCUGGACGCCCUCCCUGGGAAAGAGGCCACACCGGCCCCCAGCUCUCUGCGUCCCGAGGGGCAGGACCGAGCCCCAGAGCCACAGGAGUUUCUCUUCUGCUGCCUGAGCCUCAGAGACCCCAGCCACAGCCGCUCAGCCGGGGCAGAGACCCCCCCAGCCCACCGGGCACUGUCGGGCCUGACAGAGCCUGGGCCACAGCCAAGGACGGAGCCGGACAGAGAUGCCCCAGUGGGACAGUC